CUCACUUUGGUAACAAACGAUCAACAAAGAGAGAGAGAGAGAGACAUGGCGUCUUUUGCAACCAUCGCCGCCGUACAACCCUCCGCCGCCGUGAAAGGACUCGGAGGCAGCUCUCUCGCCGGAGCUAAGCUCUUCAUCAAGCCUUGUCGUCAAAGCUUCAAACCCAAAUCCACCAGAGCUGGUGCUGUGGUGGCUAAGUAUGGAGACAAAAGUGUUUACUUUGAUUUAGAAGAUUUGGGUAACACAACAGGAGAAUGGGAUGUCUAUGGAUCUGAUGCUCCUUCUCCUUACAACCCACUUCAGAGCAAGUUCUUUGAGACAUUUGCUGCUCCUUUCACAAAGAGAGGUUUGCUUCUCAAGUUUUUGAUUCUUGGAGGAGGCUCUUUGCUUACUUAUGUCAGUGCCAACUCGACCGGAGAUGUUCUUCCGAUUAAGAGAGGUCCUCAAGAGAAGCCUAAGCUCGGUCCUCGCGGCAAGCUUUAAAUUAGCUUUCUAUGCAUAUCCUUAAGAGAAAAUGUCAGAAACUUUCAUCCCAAUUCUGUGAACACUUCUAAUGAUUUAUGUACAUUGUGUUGUUGUUAAUGCUUUGUAAGCUAUUGAUUCUGAGAAUCAGUUAUGAUGAAUCAAUGAAUUUGCAUUUCAAGUCU
Messenger RNA from Camelina sativa (false flax), 647 nucleotides. Its product is annotated as photosystem I reaction center subunit VI-2, chloroplastic. NCBI's taxonomy places the organism in Eukaryota, Viridiplantae, Streptophyta, Magnoliopsida, Brassicales, Brassicaceae. Gene Ontology annotation, cellular component: chloroplast thylakoid membrane; photosystem I reaction center; photosystem I. The record is from RefSeq and is a predicted model, not a curated record. Gene Ontology annotation, biological process: photosynthesis.